AAGGCGCCGGUGGGAGAGAUAGUCCUUUCGCCGACUAUAUAAGACCGCCUACACCGGCUCUAAGGCAUCAGUUGUUCAACUCGUCAACUAGAGUCAACAUGAAGCUGUUCGUCAUCGCCGCUCUCUUGGCCGUCGCUGCCGCCGCUCCUUCCAGCUACAAACCGGAAUACAAAGCUCCUGAAAUUACCAUCGUCAGCCAAUCCGACGUCCGCAACGUCGACGGCAGCGGAGCAUGGAGCUACGCUGGAUCUGAUGGCACCACCCGCGAUGAAUCUUACGCCCAGAAGCAGAUCUCCGCCCCGGCCAGCAGCUACGGCAAAGACGCUUACGGAAAGGACACUUACGAGAAGGAGUCUGGAGCCGGCCACACCAACAAGGGCAACUCUUACUGGGUCUCCCCCGAAGGCCAGCGUCUCACAUUGACCUGGGCCGCCGAUGAGGCCGGUUUCCAGCCCAAAGGCGAGCACUUGCCAGUCGCUCCCGUCCACAUCCCCUUCGACGGCAAGGGCUUCAAGAUCUACUAAAUGCAUUUCCAAUCUCACCAAAAUCUCUAGUGACCGCGUCAAAGACCAAUUUUCUCUUUUGUACAAUGCUAUAAUAUAUUGAUGUCAAAAUACAUCCAACAAGAAAAACUAAAA
Messenger RNA from Daphnia pulicaria, 638 nucleotides. Its product is annotated as larval cuticle protein 65Ag1-like. Bases 99 to 524 code for a protein of 141 amino acids. Lineage: Eukaryota; Metazoa; Arthropoda; Branchiopoda; Diplostraca; Daphniidae. Gene Ontology annotation, cellular component: chitin-based extracellular matrix. The transcript has 3 exons. Gene Ontology annotation, molecular function: structural constituent of chitin-based larval cuticle. The record is from RefSeq and is a predicted model, not a curated record.